This is a messenger RNA of Onychostruthus taczanowskii (white-rumped snowfinch), 3105 nucleotides long. It is a transcript of the gene FLT3, whose product is annotated as fms related receptor tyrosine kinase 3. The record is from RefSeq and is a predicted model, not a curated record. Gene Ontology annotation, molecular function: transmembrane receptor protein tyrosine kinase activity; ATP binding. Gene Ontology annotation, cellular component: signaling receptor complex. Bases 1 to 3105 code for a protein of 1034 amino acids. Gene Ontology annotation, biological process: positive regulation of kinase activity; cell surface receptor protein tyrosine kinase signaling pathway; B cell differentiation. The transcript is spliced from 24 exons. NCBI's taxonomy places the organism in Eukaryota, Metazoa, Chordata, Aves, Passeriformes, Passeridae.
AUGAUCAUCUUCCAUCUCAGUGCUGCAGGGUUUGGUGCUGCAGGGUUUGGUGCUUUCCAGCACAAGGAUGCAAAAGGGAAGUGCAAGAGAGCAUCUGUGUUUGUUUUUGUUAUGACAGCAGUUGCUUUCACUUCUACAAUGACUCAAAAUACCUCUGAGAUCACUUGUGGGUUUAUCAGCCAGAAGGAUGAAGGUUCAGAAGCACCAGAGACAUCACUAGCUCCUAAGGUUCCUAAUAUUUUGGAAGAUCUUGGGUGUUACUUGAAUUCUCAAGGAACAGAAAACAUCUACCAAACAAUAAAAGAUGUGGAAGUCAAUGUUUUUGAAGAUAUUGAAUUAAUAAUAACAAUGAGAAUUUCAAAUAUAACUUCAUGCUUUUGGUUCUUUAAAAAGAGCAAAGCCUGUAAACUUUCUUUUGACUCAGAGAACAGAUAUAUUACAUCUUUGGCUUUUUCUCAAAUAAAAGAAGGACAAGCUGGAAAAUACACCCUCUUGGUCACAAGUAAAACUGGCAAUUACACAGUAGUUGUGCCUGUUCUCAUCCGGAAAAAACCAGCCAGACCCUAUUUCAGGAAAAGGGAAAAUUCAGAUUCUAUCAAGUGCGUAUCUGAGAGCUACCCCCAGCCCUCUGUGGAAUGGAUGUUCUGCCAAACACCUGAAGAGAGUUGCCCUUAUAAAAGGCAUGAAGAAACUGGAGAAAUAGAUGGCAUCCAGAUGGUGCAACAUGAAUUAUUUCAAACUUACAUAUGGUGCUGUGCAGUUAAUGUCCUGGGCAGAGAAUGCACCAGCCUUUUUACAAUAGAUUUAAAUAAAAGACAAGCAUCACCUUUACCUGAACUACUACUUAAGGCUGGGGAACCAUUGCUGAUCAGAUGCAGAGCUGUUCACCAUAAUUAUAAAUUCAGAAUACAACUAUCUUUUGAAAACAGAGAAGUUGAGCAGGGUUACUACUUUGAAGGAUUAGAAUAUCAAGCAAACUUGUCAGCAAUUCGGAUCCAGCAUGUGUUUGUUUCAGCAGCAGAAAGAAAUUACAGUGGACACUACACAUGCUCUUCUACUGCUCAUCUGAACCAAACUGCUCUGAUCACAGUUCUAGAAAAGGGAUUUAUAAAUAUAACUGACUCUAAAGAAGAUUUUGAAAUCGGUGAGGAAGAGUUUUGCUUUGAAGUUAACUUUAGAGCAUAUCCUCCAGUUAGAUGCAUGUGGCUAUAUUCCAAUAAAACAUUUCCAUGUAUACAAAGUUACAGUGUGGAUGGACACAGCAUUUCAUCGAAGUUCUGCAACCAUCAGCACCAGUCUGGGAUAUAUGUAUUUUAUGCUGAAAAUGAUGAUACAGUUGUAACUAAAAAAUUCACUCUGUAUGUGAGAAGAAAGCCCAAAAUAAGGAUGCAGCUGUUGUUCAAGCAGAUCUCCUGUGUUGCUGAAGGUUACCCUGCCUCAUCCUGGGUUUGGAGGAACUGCCUUGAACUGAACUCAUCCAACUGCACAGAGGAAAUCACAGAGGGGAUUCAGAACUUCUUGCCAGAGAGGAGAUCCCUGGGGUCAUGGAUUUCAAGCAGUACUUUAUAUUUAAAGGAGACAGCAACAACCUUCUCAGUGGAGUGCUGUGCAAAAAAUUCAGCUGGUUCAGCCUGUGAAAAGAGUUUCAUUAACCUGUCAGUUGCAGGAGCUGUUUCUUCACCUCUGGACAAUGCUGCAUUCUAUGUCUCCGUUGGAUUUUUUCUCCUCUUGAUUGCUUUUUUGUUUGUAUUAAUUUUUCUUAAAUACAAAAAGCAAUUCAAAUAUGAAAGCCAGUGGCAAAUGAUACAGAUGAUAGGGCCAUCAGAUAAUGAAUACAUCUACGUCGACUUCAGAGAAUUUGAAUAUGAUAUAAAUUGGGAAUUUCCCAGGGAAAAUCUGGAAUUUGGACAGGUCCUUGGUUCUGGGGCCUUUGGGAAAGUAGUGACUGCCACAGCUUAUGGAAUUAACAAUGCAGGAGAUUCAGUCCAGGUGGCAGUCAAAAUGCUAAAAGAAAAACCUGAUGCUUCAGAAAAAGAUGCUCUAAUGUCUGAGCUGAAAAUGAUGACUCACAUUGGAAGCCAUGAAAAUAUUGUGAACCUGCUAGGAGCUUGUACUCUGUCAGGACCAAUCUACUUGAUAUUUGAAUACUGUUGCUACGGUGACCUUCUGAACUACUUGAGGAGCAAGAGAGAAAAGUUUCACUGGACACUGACAGAUAUUUUUAAACAACAAAACUUCAGCUUUUACCACAAUAUCCAUCAGGACCAAAACUCCAGGACAGGGACUCACCUGAAGUACAGUGUGAACACAGCUCUGUGCAGAGGGGAUGAAUUUGAAACCAUGCAAAGUCAAAACAUAAAUGUGACACUGGAAUCAAAUGGAAUUGUGCUGUUUUCUGAGGAAGAUAAAAUUAAGGAUGCAGGUACACAGAUGGAUGAAGAAGAGGAUUUUAAUGUGCUCACUUUUGAAGAUCUUCUUUGCUUCUCUUAUCAAGUUGCCAAAGGAAUGGAAUUUCUUGAGUCCAAAUCGUGCAUUCACAGAGACCUCGCUGCCCGGAACAUACUGGUGACCCAUGGGAAAGUGGUGAAAAUAUGUGACUUUGGUCUUGCCAGAGAUGUAAUGAACGACUCCAACUACAUUGUCAGGGGCAAUGCUCGACUGCCAGUCAAAUGGAUGGCCCCCGAAAGCUUGUUCGAGAGGACGUACACCAUGAAGAGUGAUGUCUGGUCCUAUGGAAUACUGCUCUGGGAAAUAUUCUCCUUGGGUGUAAACCCUUACCCUGGUAUUCAGGUUGACACAAAUUUCUACAAAUUAAUACAAAGUGGAUUUAAAAUGGACCAACCGUAUUAUGCUACAAAAGAUGUCUAUUGCAUGAUGCAGUCCUGUUGGGCUCUUGACUCCAGGAAAAGACCCUCUUUUUCUUACCUGGUCUCCUCUCUGGCCUGUCAGCUGGCUGAGGCAGAAGGAGCAAUUUACCAUAAUUCAAAGGAAAACCUUGCUGCACACCAUUCUAGCAUCAAAACUAAACCUCAUGUAAGCAGGGAUGAGGAAUCUUUGCUGUCCCCAGUUGUGCUCCAUCAUGAAGACCCUCAAGUUGAAAAAUAA